AUUCUGUCAGCCCUGCAGGGAGGAGAGGAGAGAGAGACCGGAGAGAAAGAAAGAGGGGAGAGAGAAUCAGGGGGUCAACUGUUUUGUCCCUUAUCCUACACUUUUAAAAGUGUUGUCUCCCCUUUGAACAUACAAGAUGGAGAACGCACACGCUAAGGAAACGGCCGAAUGCUUGGCCUACUUCGGUGUGAGCGAGACCACAGGCCUCUCUCCAGACCAGGUCAAGAAAAACCAGGCCAAGUAUGGAUUCAAUGAGCUGCCAGCCGAGGAGGGUAAGACCAUUUGGGAGCUAGUGGUUGAACAGUUUGAAGAUCUCUUGGUCAGGAUUCUGCUGUUGGCUGCUUGCAUAUCUUUUGUACUGGCCUGGUUUGAGGAAGGCGAGGAAACCGUCACUGCUUUUGUUGAGCCUUUUGUCAUCCUUCUCAUCCUUAUCGCCAAUGCUGUGGUCGGAGUGUGGCAGGAGCGUAAUGCAGAGAGCGCCAUCGAGGCUCUAAAGGAGUACGAGCCAGAGAUGGGCAAAGUUUACCGUGCUGACAGAAAGAGCGUACAGAGGAUCAAAGCCAGAGAGAUUGUCCCUGGAGACAUUGUGGAGAUCUCAGUUGGUGAUAAAGUCCCUGCUGAUAUCAGAAUCACUGCCAUCCGCUCCACAACCCUGCGUGUGGACCAGUCCAUCCUCACUGGUGAAUCCGUCAGUGUGAUUAAACACACAGAGUCUGUUCCUGACCCCAGGGCUGUCAACCAGGAUAAGAAGAACAUGCUUUUCUCUGGCACCAACAUCGCUGCUGGCAGGGCUAUUGGAGUUGCGGUUGCCACCGGUGUCUCCACUGAGAUCGGUAAGAUCCGUGACCAGAUGGCUGCCACUGAGCAGGAGAAAACCCCCCUGCAGCAGAAGCUGGAUGAGUUCGGUGAGCAGCUCUCCAAAGUCAUCUCCCUCAUCUGUGUGGCUGUCUGGCUCAUCAACAUUGGCCAUUUUAACGACCCCGUCCAUGGUGGCUCCUGGAUCCGUGGUGCCGUCUACUACUUCAAGAUCGCUGUGGCCCUCGCCGUGGCUGCCAUCCCAGAGGGUCUGCCAGCUGUCAUCACCACCUGCCUAGCUCUGGGAACCCGCCGCAUGGCUAAGAAGAACGCUAUUGUCCGUUCUCUUCCCUCUGUAGAGACUCUUGGCUGCACCUCUGUCAUUUGCUCAGACAAGACUGGCACCCUCACCACCAACCAGAUGUGUGUUACAAAGAUGUUCAUCAUUGAGAAAGUGGAUGGUGAAUCUGUGAGUCUUGACCAGUAUGACAUUUCUGGCUCCAAGUACACACCAGAGGGAGAAGUUACUAAGAAUGGACUUCCUGUCAAGUGUGGCAAAUACGAUGGCCUUGUUGAGCUGGCAACCAUUUGCGCCUUGUGCAAUGACUCCUCUCUGGACUACAAUGAGUCUAAAGGUAUCUAUGAGAAAGUGGGUGAGGCCACAGAGACUGCCCUGUGCUGCCUGGUUGAAAAGAUGAACGUGUUCAACACAGAGGUCCGUGGCCUGUCCAAGGUGGAGAGAGCCAAUGCAUGCUGCUCUGUAAUCAAGCAACUGAUGAGGAAGGACUUCACUCUUGAGUUCUCCCGUGACAGGAAGUCCAUGUCCGUCUACUGCUCCCCUGCCAAGGCCCCCAAGGCCUCUGUUGGCAACAAGAUGUUUAUCAAGGGCGCUCCUGAGGGUGUGAUUGACAGAUGUGCCUAUGUGCGUGUUGGCACCACCCGUGUGCCCCUGACUGGCCCAGUUAAGGAUAAGAUCAUGUCUGUGAUCAAGGAAUGGGGCACUGGACGUGAUACCCUCCGCUGCUUGGCCCUGGCAACCCGUGACAGCCCUCUGAGACAGGACGAAAUGAACCUGGAGGACUCCACUAAGUUUGUUGAAUAUGAGACUGAUCUCACCUUUGUGGGAUGUGUCGGUAUGCUGGACCCCCCUCGUAAAGAGGUCAUGGGCUCCAUUGAACUCUGUAAAGCUGCUGGCAUACGUGUUAUCAUGAUUACAGGUGAUAACAAGGGUACUGCUGUGGCUAUCUGCCGUCGUAUUGGCAUCUUCAGCGAUGAUGAAGAUGUGACCGGCCGUGCUUUCACCGGCCGGGAGUUUGAUGACCUGCCUCUGGCCCAGCAGAGAGAGGCAGUGCGCAAGGCCUGCUGUUAUGCCCGUGUCGAGCCCUCCCACAAAAGCAAGAUCGUUGAGUUUCUUCAGGGCUUUGAUGAGAUCACUGCCAUGACUGGUGAUGGUGUGAAUGAUGCUCCUGCCCUGAAGAAGGCAGAGAUUGGCAUUGCCAUGGGCUCUGGCACUGCUGUUGCCAAGUCAGCCUCUGAGAUGGUCCUGGCCGACGACAACUUCUCCAGCAUUGUGGCUGCUGUUGAGGAGGGCAGAGCCAUUUACAACAACAUGAAGCAGUUCAUCCGCUACCUCAUCUCCUCCAACGUCGGAGAGGUCGUGUGCAUUUUUCUGACUGCUGCUCUUGGUCUGCCUGAGGCUCUGAUCCCAGUUCAGCUAUUGUGGGUGAACUUGGUGACUGAUGGUCUUCCUGCCACCGCUCUGGGCUUCAACCCUCCUGAUCUGGACAUCAUGGGCAAGGCUCCCCGCUCCCCCAAAGAGCCCCUGAUCUCUGGCUGGCUAUUCUUCAGAUAUCUGGCCAUUGGAGGUUAUGUUGGUGCUGCAACGGUGGGUGCGGCUGCCUGGUGGUUCAUUUACUCUGACGAUGGCCCCAUGGUCUCCUUCUACCAGCUGUCCCACUUCAUGCAGUGCACUGCUGACAAUGAGGACUUUGCUGGCAUUGAAUGUGAAGUGUUUGAGGCUGCUCCACCCAUGACCAUGGCUCUGUCUGUGCUGGUCACCAUUGAGAUGUGCAAUGCCCUCAACAGCUUGUCUGAAAAUCAGUCUCUGGUGCGUAUGCCUCCAUGGAGCAACUUGUGGUUGGUGGGAGCCAUGACUCUCUCCAUGUCUCUGCACUUCAUGAUCAUCUAUGUGGACCCUCUGCCCAUGAUCUUCAAGCUAACCCAUCUCUCCGUGGACCAGUGGGUUGUGGUGCUCAAGCUCUCAAUUCCUGUUAUCUUUCUUGACGAGCUACUCAAGUUUGUCGCUCGCAACUACCUGGAGCCUUAAUCCUGCUCCCCUCCAUAUUCCUGUAACAAAACCAGUGAAAGAUGAGAAUCUAGUGUCCAAAAAAUGGGACUGAGGGAGAGAAGACGUCAAGAUGAGGAAGAACUGAAAAAUAUUGCUCCAAAAGGAAACAAUAAACACCGGGAGUGAUGAAGAAAGCCACUUUCACAUCAGUGAAAAUCGCCCAUAAAUGUACAACUUUGAGGGGGGAAAAAAAUAUUUAAAAGUAAAGUGUUAUGUUUAUGUAUUAAGACUUAAUUUAAUAUAUAUUGUUAUGAACAGUAUAUUCUAAUGAUAAUGCUAUUCUUAAAAUAAAGAUGUUUUAAAAAAAAAAAAAAAAGAA
This is a messenger RNA of Myxocyprinus asiaticus (Chinese sucker), 3461 nucleotides long. RefSeq names its product sarcoplasmic/endoplasmic reticulum calcium ATPase 1-like. Lineage: Eukaryota; Metazoa; Chordata; Actinopteri; Cypriniformes; Catostomidae. Bases 137 to 3121 code for a protein of 994 amino acids. Gene Ontology annotation, molecular function: P-type calcium transporter activity; ATP hydrolysis activity; ATP binding. Gene Ontology annotation, biological process: calcium ion transmembrane transport; intracellular calcium ion homeostasis. Gene Ontology annotation, cellular component: membrane. The record is from RefSeq and is a predicted model, not a curated record. The transcript has 25 exons.